Messenger RNA from Haliotis rubra (blacklip abalone), 1550 nucleotides. Its product is annotated as cilia- and flagella-associated protein 410-like. Gene Ontology annotation, cellular component: U4/U6 x U5 tri-snRNP complex. Gene Ontology annotation, molecular function: protein binding. Gene Ontology annotation, biological process: mRNA splicing, via spliceosome. NCBI's taxonomy places the organism in Eukaryota, Metazoa, Mollusca, Gastropoda, Lepetellida, Haliotidae. Bases 40 to 1083 code for a protein of 347 amino acids. The transcript has 6 exons. The record is from RefSeq and is a predicted model, not a curated record.
AUCGUUUGAUAAGUCUGGAAGUGCCUUUCACUACUCAUUAUGGCACUUACGGAAAAGUACACAGGAAAACUGACUGAAGCAUUGGUAUUAGCUAGAACCCGGGCCACAGAUCUUGACAGCGUAUGCAAACUAAACUGUUGGGGUUCCAGCAUCAAAGAUGUCAGUAUUGUCCGCCAGAUGCCAAGUCUGGAAGUCUGCAGCUUAAGUGUCAAUGAAGUCGACACUUUGAGGGAUUUUGCACAUUGCCCAAACCUUCAAGAAUUGUACAUUAGAAAAAAUAAUGUAAAAUGUCUAACAGACAUCCAAUAUUUAAAGAAGUUACCCAAACUGCGAGUGUUAUGGCUGUCUGAGAAUCCAUGUGCAGCAGGAGAAAACUACCGCAUGACUGUCUUGAAAACUCUGCCAAACUUACAGAAACUUGAUAACAAAGCUGUGACAGAAGAGGAAAUUAACCUGGCACUGGAUGAAGGAGAGGAUCUGCACACCUUACCUUUGACCCCUCCUGCAACACAACCAAUCAAAUCACUUCUAUCAGAUCAACCUCUGCAGAAACUAGAAGUAGUAGAAGUAAACCAACCUGCAUCAAAACCAACUGAACCUGUUCAUACUGACUCACAGUUGGAGAAUGGUGAUGCACGUGGAGAUGCAGCACAUGUCGAUGAGGUUGCUGCUGCAGGGACAGUCACACAACAGACAGAGUCUGGUGAUUAUAAUGAUGCAGAUAAGCCCCUUGACCGAGUGACCACAACAAGGCAGGACGUCCAGGAGACAGAUUCACCCCGAGACAGUGUCAACACUGCAGCGUCACAAGGGGAUACUCAGUGUGUGGAAUCAUCAAGAGACAAGGUCAAGGAGGAGGCAGUCACACUCAGCUGGGAAGAAACUAAUCGAAUUCGGGAGCAACUAGGCCUGAAGCCAUUACCAAAAGCUAAGAUAAUCACACCAAGAUCAUCCUCUACAAGUCUCACCAAAUCCAGAAAUGCUAACAUCCUGCAGUCUGUCCUGUUACUGGUCCGGGAACUCGACAGGGACAGCCUUGAGGUUGUACACUCUGCAAUCAAAACACGGAUGGAAGCAUUAUGAAAAUCACAGCACACCAACAUUUUCCAACUACAGAACAGGAGCCUCAAUAUGUGCAAAUGGAAUUAAUAUAAGGAUUGAACCAUGUAAUAUUCUGGAGGGAGGCCAGGGGAUAUGUUUUGAGAAAGGAUUUAUUUUAAUCACUUCUAUACAUACAAUUCUCCGGAAGGAGGAGUCAUAGAAUCAGUUUUACAAUUCAUUUUUUUUCAGGACACAGCUUAUCCAGUAAACAUUUUGUUUCUCUUUUCAGUAUCAUUUUGAACAAAUUAGUUUUUUUUCACCUUUUCCAACCCUGUAUCAAGUGCACCCCACCCCCAGAAUAUCAAAUGGUCUGCCCCUAAAAGCAGCAAGAACUAUUAUCAAUGUGUUACUGUAGUGGAAUACCAUGAUACAAGGAGUCUCCCGUCCCUCACAUUGAUGAGAUUACCACUACAUAAGUCCUGAGAUGGUAUGUUCAUACAAUACUUGAA